Messenger RNA from Cheilinus undulatus (humphead wrasse), 3949 nucleotides. RefSeq names its product connector enhancer of kinase suppressor of ras 2-like. NCBI's taxonomy places the organism in Eukaryota, Metazoa, Chordata, Actinopteri, Labriformes, Labridae. The transcript has 22 exons. Gene Ontology annotation, biological process: regulation of signal transduction. The record is from RefSeq and is a predicted model, not a curated record. Gene Ontology annotation, molecular function: protein binding. Gene Ontology annotation, cellular component: membrane; cytoplasm. The coding region runs from base 70 to 2922 and encodes 950 amino acids.
AAAGGCGGGAGUGGGGUUUGCCGGGAGUGUUUUUUCUUUUGUGAAGCGUGAACAAGACAAACUUCUAGCAUGGCUCUGGUUAUGGAGCCUGUGAGCAAGUGGAGCUCUGGUCAAGUGGUGGACUGGAUGAAAGGCCUGGACGACUGCCUGCAGCAGUACAUCAAGACUUUCGAGAGGGAGAAAGUAGGGGGGGACCAGCUGUUGCGGAUCACGCACCAGGAGCUCGAGGAUCUUGGAGUGUCCAGGAUCGGCCACCAGGAGCUAAUACUGGAAGCUGUGGACUUACUUUGUGCUCUGAACUACGGGCUAGAGACUGAGAAUCUGAAGACUCUCUCCCACAAGCUCAAUGCAUCUGCAAAGAACCUGCAGAACUUCAUCACAGGGAGGCGGCGCAGCGGGCAUUAUGACGGCAGAGCCACUCGGAAGCUGCCCAAUGACUUUCUGACGUCUGUGGUGGAUCUGAUCGCUGCAGCUAAGAGUCUCUUGGCUUGGCUGGACAGGUCUCCUUUUGCUGCAGUGGCAGAUUACUCUGUGACCAGGAACAACGUCAUCCAGCUGUGUCUGGAGCUCACCACAAUUGUCCAACAGGACUGCUCUGUGUAUGAAACUGAAAACAAAAUCCUACAUGUGUGUAAAACUCUAUCUGGAGUGUGUGACCACAUCAUCUCCCUGUCGUCUGACCCUAUGGUGUCCCAGGCUGCACAUCUGGAGGUCGUGCAGCUCGCCAACAUCAAAUCCACAGAAGGGCUGGGAAUGUACAUCAAAUCAACGUAUGACGGUCUGCAUGUAAUCACUGGGACAACAGAAGGAUCCCUUGCUGACCGCUGUAAGAAAAUCCAUGCUGGAGAUGAAGUCAUUCAGGUCAAUCAUCAGACAGUGGUGGGCUGGCAGCUGAAGAACUUGGUGAACCUGCUGCGUGGCGACCCUGCAGGUGUCACCCUGACACUGAAGAAACGCCCACAGAGCACGCUCACCUCCACCCCUGCUCUGCUCAAGAACAUGAGAUGGAAACCGUUGGCUCUGCAGCCAAUCUUCCCUCAGAGCCCCAGCAGCAGUGUGGCUACCCCCACCAGCACUUUGAGUACUCCAUCCAGGAGGAGUAGCUGCGCCCUGCAGGACCUCUUCAUCCCCCCUCCUCCUGUAGAACCCUACACCCCCAGAGACGACAAAGGAAAUCUUCCUGGUGACGACUCUCAGUCGGAUGUCCAUGUCGCAGAGGGAUCUGAGUCACCAAACUCCUACCUGGAUCAGGAAUGUCGGGGGCGAUUUCCACUGGUGGAAGAAGAUACCAUACUGUACUGCUACGAGUACGACCAGAACCAGGAGGUGUCGUCAGUCCGCAGGGGCAGUACCCCCACCUAUGGCAGGCUGAGGCCCAUCUCCAUGCCGGUGGAAUACAACUGGGUGGGAGACAAUGAAGACCUGGCCAAGAUGAAGAGAGAGAGCAGGAGAGAGAAUUCCCUGCUGCGUUUCGCCAGUGAAGAUAAAACCCCGGGGGAAGACUUCCUGCUGGGACGCAGCCUGAGUCAGAACAGAAGGAAGACGGAGCGAGGAGCCAGCCCCACCCAUUACACGCUUGUCCCCGCCCUGCAGAUGGAGGUGUCCUUGUCCACAUCCAGCUCAGACUCAGCUUCCCUCUACCAUCAGGUAUUUGAAAGAUCCUCACUGCUGUCAAGGUCAAAGAAGAAGAGUAAAGCUGCAAGUCCCUUGCCUCUAAUCAGCAAGCGGAGGAUUUCCUGCAGAGACCUGGGUCAGGGGGACUGUGAGGGCUGGCUGUGGAAGAAGAAAGAUGCUAAAACCUAUUUCUCACAGAAGUGGAAGAAGUAUUGGUUCAUCCUGAAAGACACAUGCCUGUACUGGUACAUGAAUGAGGAGGAUGAAAAGGCAGAGGGCUUCGUCAGCCUCCCAGAGUUUCAGAUUGAUCGUGCCACUGAAUGCAGAAGAAAAUAUGCUUUCAAGGCUUGUCAUCCGAAGAUAAAGACUUUCUACUUUGCAGCGGAAAAUGUAGACGACAUGUCCCGGUGGCUGAGUCGCCUCAGCAUGGCAGUGGCAGGGUACUCUGAGCAGGAGAAAAUUUGCCACGACCAAGAUUACUGGAGUGAGAGUGAUCAUGAAGACAUGGAAAUGACCUCCAUGUCCAAACAGGACAGUCCACCACCACCGUAUGACACCUUUCCCAGAGCAUCCUCAGUGAGUCCCUACCUGGAACCCAAACGUGGCCAUCUUUCUUCCUCAGACACAUUCCAGUCCCGCUCCUCUCAUGAGGAGUUUCACUCUGAGCCUCUGGACGGCAGCGGCAACAAUAAUGGCAUCUCCCCCGGGCAGAAGUCGAGUCACAGAAACUCCUGGCAGGACCAGAUGGAGAGCAACGCCAGAAUGCACUACUUGCAGACGUUUCCCGUAGAGGACAGCUUGCUCUCCGAGGACAGGGACCAGCUAGCGAUGGAGUACCGUAGACAGUCCACCCUGCCAGCGCAGCGCAGCCUGCUGCAGGAGCAGUACAGAGCUCUGCCUCUGCCGCUCAGAGCCAGCAUCGACUCUGAAGCAGGUGGGAAACCCCGCAGCUUCACGCUACCCAGAGACAGCGGGCUGCACGCCAUCCUGGCCGCCACUGCUGCCUCAUCAGAUCAGAGGGAGCCUCGGCAGUACCAUCUGGAGCGACCAAGGGACACAGGCCUUGGACAAGACUGCAGGAUGCAAGCAGACUCUUUGGGGGAUUUGUAUCGGGCUCUGGAGCAGACGAGUCUGUCCACCUCAGCUGACCACAGAUCAGCCAGUCGCCUCGAGUACAAGCGCUCAUUUGUCCGCAGAGUCAACGACCCGCUACUCAAUGACAAGCUUCAUCGCCUAAGGGUCCUCCAUAGCUCACUCAAGAAUGUCCCUCUGCAAGACACACACCGCUCACUGGGUUAUUUAGGAUGAACAUCAGUGUGCUGAUUGAACCUCACACAUUGCCUCUGCUUGUGCCUCAUACAGCCAGCGUCCCUCCGCUGGAGUUAAAAGGCAUCAAAAAACCUUUUACCCCUGCUCGACUCUACAUAUCCUUUCCUUUUACUUCUCCUUCAGCCUUGCUCUGAAAGCAGGAGCACAAAGACUUGUUGUUUCUCUGCCCCUGAUCUCUUUAUCUAUGUAUAUAUGUUGGUAUAAAUAUUAAAGAUGAGGGCUGUAACAGAAGGCAAAAAAAAAAAAGUUCAAACAGACUGACAGGGUUAACGACAGGGUUUAAGCACUUUGCGUUUGUGUCCUAAAUUUGUUGGAGAGCUUUGUAAAUCAUUGCUCGCGUGCAUGGCCAUGUUUUUUUUUUUUUUUUUUUUUUUUUAACUUUAUGCUGGAGUUGUGUACAGCCACUCAGUGAGUAGAAGCUAUUUUGGAUGUACACAACAUUCCGUUAUGCAUGUGUGUAUGAUUUAAAAGUAUGUUUGUUCUAUGGGUGUACAGGAUGUUAAGCAUUUAUAUAAAUAUUUAAUAUUACACUACAACAGUGAAUACACAAUGUUUCGGGGUACUUAUACAAAUUGUAAAUCAAGUGCUGUGCCUCAGUGAUUGUGAAUGUACAUUGUACUUUUUCAAGACAGGUGAAGAUAAAGAAAGCAAGAUAUCCCUCAAAGCAGGAGCACAAAAAUAGAACGCUUGGCAAUAAUAAUAACCAGUAUUGUAAAUUUCAAAGGAAUGAUCAGAAUAGAUGUCUAUUUUUGUAUGCAUGCUGUCUACCUAAUUGUUUGUAAAUCAGUUUUGUAUUUCUAAGUGCGUUUGGUCUGGAGAAUACCGUUGUUGACCUCCCUUCCCACCUCCUUCACUUUGUGUUUUUAAGACUUACUUUGCAGUUUCCCCUCAAAGUUUCAGAUUUUUUAAGUGUUGGCCACAAGAAGAGAAAUAUCUGUAUUUAUUAAGUGUUUAAUGUACAAGCAUGCUUUGUAUAACUAAAAAACACUAUUACCAUGCCAUUGGA